GGAGCCUACGCGGAAUGGAACCCGCGACCUCUAAGGUAGAGAGCGGGCGUGCUACGCCGCUGCUCUCGGAGGAAGUCACAAGCCUAUAUAUAGCGAGACCGGUGUUCAUCUCGACAGUAAGUGAAUCCUCCGCACACCACAAUGAAACUCGUACUCGUCGUCCUUUUAGUGGCCUACGCGUCCGCCGACGUCUCCCACAUCGUGGGCAAGACGGGCGAGGCCAACGCCAAGAUCCUCAACCAGGAGCUGGACACCGGGCUGGAGGGGCAGUACCGCUGGACCUACGAGACUGAGAACGGCAUCUCUGCGAGCGAGCAGGGCGCACCGAAGAUUGUGCCUGGAGCUGAGGACGCAGCUGAGGUAGUCCAAGGCUCCGCACAGUGGACCGCCCCAGACGGCCAGGUCGUCCAGCUGACCUACACCGCUGACGAGAACGGCUACAACGCCCAGGGUUCCCACAUCCCCACCUCUCCUCCCAUCCCAGAUGCCAUCAUCCGCUCCCUGGAGUACAUCAGGGCCAACCCACCAAAGGACAUCAACUAAAACUACACAUUACACUAAAAUAAGAUACUGCCUACAAAAUGGUGCAUGUAUUUAUACUAUUGUACACAAAUCUCAAAUUAGUUUGAUUACUGACAUCAAGAGACCCGCCUGCUAGGUUGCUCACUAUUUUCAUUAAAAAAAAAGAAGAUUGACAGUUUAGUCGAAUUUUAGUUUUUUGUACAAUUUGUGUCUUCGUUAAAUACGUUAAUUUUAGACAAAUUAACAGAAAAUAGGUUCCCAAAAACUGUAUGUCAUGAAACUAAGUAAAUUAAAUAGUUAAAAAACUAUUUUUUUAUAACACUAUAAAGCCUCAAUAGCUCAACGGUUAGCAGUGGUCGGUUGUUCAAACCCUUCCCGUUGCACUAUUGUCGUACCUACUCCUACCACAAGCUUUACGCUUAGUUGGAGGGGAAAGGGGAAUAUUAGUCAUGGUUAACAUGGCAAAUAUUCUUUAAAAAAUAGUUAUUUAAUUAUCAGUUUAGUUUAGUUAGCUUUAAACCCUAAUUUAGUUAAAAUAAACACCCAGUCAAUAGUAUUAGCAAUAACGUUUUCAAUUUCGGAUAAGUUAAAAAAAAUACUCAUUUUUUGUACUUUUUCUUUUUAUAAUAUUUUUAGAGCUAAGGAAAAACAACAUUUUUAAGAUCUGUGAAUUGAUUUCUAUGAAAUCAAUCGGCCAUAUUUUGUAAUAACUAUGUGAUACUUAAAUAAAAAAUACAAUAUGAA
Maniola jurtina (meadow brown) is the source of this 1266-nucleotide messenger RNA. It is a transcript of the gene CPR6, whose product is annotated as larval cuticle protein LCP-17-like. Lineage: Eukaryota; Metazoa; Arthropoda; Insecta; Lepidoptera; Nymphalidae. The record is from RefSeq and is a predicted model, not a curated record. Gene Ontology annotation, cellular component: chitin-based extracellular matrix. The transcript has 4 exons. The coding region runs from base 142 to 543 and encodes 133 amino acids. Gene Ontology annotation, molecular function: structural constituent of chitin-based larval cuticle.